Messenger RNA from Portunus trituberculatus (swimming crab), 2276 nucleotides. Its product is annotated as sex-determining region Y protein-like. The transcript is spliced from 2 exons. Bases 300 to 1637 code for a protein of 445 amino acids. Lineage: Eukaryota; Metazoa; Arthropoda; Malacostraca; Decapoda; Portunidae. The record is from RefSeq and is a predicted model, not a curated record.
UCUUCACAUGCAUCCUCUCCUGCUGCGGCCGUGACAUCUGCUGUGGACUGCCGCAUCACCAUCUACGACUCGCCGCCUCGCACACCUCCUGUCAGCGCUACACGAACCAUCACAGCGGAAGGGACAAGUCAGCUCUCGUCACUCACUCCCAGCACCUCGAGUCGCCUUCAUCGCAGCGGGAGACUUAAGCCAUACCUGACACCUCCCCAGGAUGAGUGUACGGGGAAGAAAACGGCAACUCCAGUGCUUUUAGGUCUCCAGUGAAGGUGCUUGCUGAGUGCGAGGCUGUAUCGUGCAGGAUGUCGCAGCGAGCGGCGGUGGUGAGGCGGUUACUGAGUGUGUGGUGCUGCUUCCAGCGAGAUUUUUCUCCGUGGUUGCUGGUGGUGACUGUAGUGAUCUUGGCGGGCGGCGGCCAUGCUCGAGGGGAUAUCCAGGCUUUGAAGGGCGUAGAGCCGCUUCAAGUGCAGGCCGUCCAGCUGAAGGCUAAGGACGAGGAGUAUAUAGAGGGUAAAAAGGAAGAAUGGGUGGAACUGAACGAUGGAGUGAAGGAAGACAGGAAGAAAGAAGAAGAAUUGGAGAAGGUCAGUGACAAGGUGGAGGGGAAAGAUGGAAGGAAGAAGAAUGAGACGGAAGGACAUCGCCAUCACCACCAUCUACAUCAACAACACCAACCACAACAAGACCAGUUCUUCGACCAUCACCAACACCACCACCAACACCACCAACAACAACAACAGCAAGAAGAGACUGCACUGAGAAAACACAAACCCUCUGAACAAAAUAAAACUCUCACACACAAGCACCAGAUUGAGACAGUAAAGCAGCAGGAACAACAUGAGGAGGAGGAGGAGGAGGAGGAAGACAAAGAUGAAUACCACCACCACCAACACCACCACCACCACCACCAACAACAACAACAGCAGCAAGAAGAGACUGCACUGAGAGAAAACAAACCCUCAGGACAAAAUAAAACGUUCAGUCACAAGCACCAGAGUGAGAUAAGAAAGCAGCAGGAACAACACGAGGAGGAGGAGGAGGAGGAGGAGGAGCAGCAACAACAACAGCAGCAGCAGCAACAACAACAACAACAACAACAACAACAACAACAACAAGGCUGGCAACAUUCUGAUCACAAGAGCCACCCGGACCAGUUAGGCAAUUCCCUUAUGUUGAACGAAAACACUCAGCUGGACUUCUUCGGCGUGACCAUCGUGCUCAUGGUGUCUGCCUUGAUGCUCUACUUCGGCUACCUGCUUAUAGGAAUGUCAUCCGAAGGGGAGGAGAGGAAGGGCGGAGAACACGCCCUCUCCUCCCCCAGCCAAGAUACGCCGCCGCCUGGGACUGCCGACACUGCCCCUACCACCCCAACCACCAACGCAGAGGCCCCCCUGCCCCAUCGCGCUGCUCCGACGCACUCCGUCUUAUGGAACACUAUUUGCUGCUCCCGCUGUCCUCCCUUCUACUCCUUAUUUAGCUCCUCCACCUGCUCCUUCUCCUCCCGCUCCUCUUCUUACCUCGCUCACCGGGCAAGGCGGAAUGGAUUUCUUCCCGUGAAGGUAGUACUGACGACACAGGAGAGGAGGCAGAAGGUAAGACAGAGGUGGCGCUUCCUACAGUUCCAGCUGCUUGUAUUCUGACGGAGGAGACCUGGGGAAACCUGAAGAAGAACGAAGACAUGGAUGCGAAGGCGUAGGAGGAGGAAUGCCAAAGAAUACAAAGGAAGACACACAGUAACCCACCUUCAGAUGCUUGCUUAUCUGGCUGGCCGUAUCCUUCACCUACUGCUUAUGGAUGGAGGAGACAUGAUGCCAAAGUGGAGAAGGAGGAGAAGGAGGAAGAGAUGAAGCAGUAGUAGUAGUAAAAGAAAGAGAGUGAGGAGGGAAAUGAGGAAGAAAAGUAGCAAGGGAAUUUUGUCAUGAACGCAAGCGUGUCAGCACAAGAAGGGAAGAAAAUAGAAGAUAUUUUGAGGAAUAGAACUGAACGUUGUGUGUAUUUUUUUCUUCCUUCAAGCGAGUCAAGCUGAGUCAUGCAAUCAUUUAUGUAUCUUGCAAUGAUCAAGAGGAGAGCGAGCGGUGACCAAACCCUCGGAACAAAAAGAUGAAUCAGCGUACAGAAUUAACAGAAAAAAAAAAUGAAUAAAUGAAUAAAGCUAUUAUUGAUGGUAAUUACGAGAAAGAUACUGCAAAGAAAUAGGUAGACAAGUAAACUAAUGUACAAAAUGGAUAUACUUUUAUUGAUGAAGUAUAAUUAAGACUAUGUAUGAUUAGACGAAUGAA